This is a messenger RNA of Scomber japonicus (chub mackerel), 548 nucleotides long. Its product is annotated as nociceptin receptor-like. The transcript has a single exon. The record is from RefSeq and is a predicted model, not a curated record. Gene Ontology annotation, cellular component: neuron projection; membrane. The annotation marks the transcript as partial. NCBI's taxonomy places the organism in Eukaryota, Metazoa, Chordata, Actinopteri, Scombriformes, Scombridae. Gene Ontology annotation, molecular function: neuropeptide binding; nociceptin receptor activity. Gene Ontology annotation, biological process: neuropeptide signaling pathway; sensory perception of pain.
GCGUCGAGUGCAUCGUGGUCUUACCCGAGCCGAGGAGUCACUGGGAUCCCGUCUUCGGCACCUGCGUCUUCCUCUUCUCUUUCCUCAUCCCCGUGGCCAUCAUCAGCAUCUGCUACAGCCUGAUGGUCAAGCGCCUUCGCAACGUCCGCAUCCUGUCCGGCUCCAAGGAGAAAGACCGCAACCUCCGCCGCAUCACCCGGAUGGUCCUCGUGGUGGUGGCGGCGUUCGUCGUGUGCUGGACCCCGAUCCAGAUCAUGGUCCUGGCUCAGUCGCUGGGCUUCAACCUGAGCAGCUUGUUCACGCUGGUCCUCAUGCACUUCUGCAUCGCGCUGAGCUACGUCAACAGCAGCCUGAACCCGGUCCUCUACGCCUUCCUGGACGAGAACUUCAAACGCUGCUUCCGCGAGUUCUGCCACCCGUCGCCGUUCCGCCUCGACACCCAGCAGUCGGGUCGGAUGAGGAGCAUCGCCAGGGAGGUGGCGGCGGCUUACAGCUGCAAAGGCGGAGACGGAGGUGGGCACGGUGGAGGGACGCCCAAUCCAGCAUGA